AUGAGCUACUCUCGCCUUCGUAAAAAAAAAAAAUGGAAGAACAGGAAUAUCGCAUCUUGAUCAAAGGUUUUUUUUUGAUGGGAAAAACUUCUGAACAAUCAUUGCAAUUGUUGGAUUUAUGUUAUCCCUCAGCAUCUGCUCCUUCGAGAACAACAGUUUAUCGGUGGUUUAGUGAAUUUGAAAUGGAAAGGCCAAAAGAGGCUACGAAUUUGGAAAUCGUAAAGCAAAUGCAUCUAAUCGUUUUGAGGGAUCGUAAAAUAAAGUUGCGCGAGUUAGCUGAGGCCGUAAGCAUCUCAAAAGAACAGGCGGGAUACAUUUUGCACGAUAUUUUGGGGAUGAAAAAGCUAUCGACGCGAUGGGUGUCGCGUUUUCUGAACCUCGGCCAAAAAGAGAUACGUGUUUAUUAUGCAAAGGCCGGUUUGGCGUUGUUUCAGCGUCAUCGAGCGGACGUUUAUCAACGUUUGGUGACGUUGGAUGAAACGUGGGUCCAUUACCAUACACCUGAGUCCAAUAGGCAGUCUGCAGAGUGGCUGGAAAGCCACGAAAGCCGACCAAAGCGGCCAGAAGACCAAUGCUCGACCGAGAAGGUUAUGGCCUCCGUUUUUUGGGAUACGCAUGGCAUAAUCUUCAUCGAUUACCUGCAGAAGGGAAAAAUAGUUACGGAAGAGUAUUAUGCAGCGUUAUUGGACAAACUGAACGACGAAAUAAAGAAAAAACGGCCCCAUAUGGCGAAGAAAAACGUUCUGUUACUUCUCGAAGCGUCAUCACCACACAUGUCCUUGAAAGCGAGGAUCAAAUUGGAUCAAUUACGAUUCGAAAUGAUUACUUACCCAUCGGAUUGUCCAGACUUGAACCCCAGCGACUAUUAUCUGUUCCCAAACCUCUAUCGGUGGCUCCAGGGAAAGAGAUUCAGAUCGGAUGAGGAAGUCAUCGCGGAAAUUGAGGCGUAUUUCGAAGGCUUGGACGUUUCGUACUACAGAAAGGGAAUCGAAAUGUUGGAAAAUCGCUUUACCAAAUGUCUCGCCCUCGAAGGCGGCUAUGUUGAGGAAUAAAUAUAACAGUGGCCAAAAAACGCUUGUUUUCAUUAAAAAUCCCGGGACUUUUCAGCCCAUGUAGUAUAACGUGCGUAUAGCCUCGUCUCGACAGC
Molecule: messenger RNA, 1147 nt
Organism: Cyphomyrmex costatus
Lineage: Eukaryota; Metazoa; Arthropoda; Insecta; Hymenoptera; Formicidae
Product: histone-lysine N-methyltransferase SETMAR-like
Exons: 1
Coding region: 33-1052 (339 amino acids)
Molecular function (GO): nucleic acid binding
Source: RefSeq, a predicted model, not a curated record